Messenger RNA from Amoebophrya sp. A120, 3257 nucleotides. The record is from the annotation of a GenBank genome assembly. NCBI's taxonomy places the organism in Eukaryota, Dinophyceae, Syndiniales, Amoebophryaceae.
UUUUUGUGAUGAACAAAAUUUUCGGUCGUGUUACCUAGUUUUUUUACCCGCUUCCGCUACCGUUCAUGUUGAUCAUAAAUCCUCACGCUUGUUUUACUCAAAUCGACGACAUCGGACAUCAAAGAAGUACUGGAAGAUCAACGAAGAAAUCCAAAAAUGCGGGAAUGUUUUUUUCAUGGGAUCCAAAAACCGAUAUUGAGUUGUCAAUGCGAGGUAUAAUUGCGGUGAUAGAACCAUCGAGUUUACUUGGCGAAGUGGAAGAUUGGUACGAACCGCAUGGUCGUGUGCCGGGAUUUCUUGGACGUCGAAUGUGCAAAGAAACUGAAUAGCUCUGGUGCAAAUGCAACAGAAACAGCUGGCUUACUCUACUCGCAUUCUUUUACUCCCACUUUCAUCGUGUCGAACACGAACUCAGUAACGUUGACAUUGCAAUUGACAAGUAAAAAAAAAAUACUAUUUCGCACAACUACUUCUUCUUCUAGUACCUCCAUCGGUUUUCUAACUGUACUUCUUUCAUGAAAAUCAAAUCUCGUCACGUUAAAGAAUUUAAAAAUUCUGCUACGUUUGUUGUCGCCCCCAUUUGACUUCGCCAUCACUACUUUGCGACAAAGGUCCCGGUCGUUUUCCAAAAACGUCAUACUAAUACUUAUACAAAAAGCAGCUCCUACGAAUAGUAUCUUAGAAAAAGCGGCUCGUACUUAUCUUUAUCACAUUAUGGCGUCCUUCACUUCACCGAACAGUGCUCCAAUGAGGCCGUCCUCCCGCGGCGCUGACCACAGCACCGGAACGAGUGCUACAGUUCGGGAGCGCAGUCCGCGUCUGUCCUCGUCUUCUUCUUCUCCCCAGCGCAAGAUGAACAGCGUCCGUCCGACGGAGCGCUUGCUGCAAAAAGCGCGAUCCGUGGACGGGCAUGAGAAGGAAUUUCUGCAGGCGGUUGAGGAGGUUUUGGCGUCCCUUUCGCCUGUGUUGGAUAAGACUUACGACCCGCAGGUCGACAUGACCGGUUGGAAGAAAUCCAAGUACCUCUACAACGCGAUGGCGCGGCUUUUGGAGCCCGAGCGCGUGAUCUCGUUUCAGGUCAUGUGGCAGGACGACAAGGGCGAGACGCAGAUCAACCGCGGCUGGCGCAUCCAGAUGAAUUCCGCGCUGGGCGCGUACAAGGGCGGGUUGCGCUUUCACCCCACCGUGACGCAGUCGGUGCUGAAAUUUUUGGCGUUCGAGCAGGCUUUCAAGAACGCACUGACCACGCUGCCGCUGGGGGCCGGGAAAGGGGGCAGCAACUUCGACCCGAAGGGCAAAUCGGAUCGCGAAGUCUACGCGUUUUGCGCCGCGUUCAUGGGCGAGCUGAGGCGGUACUAUUGAUUUUUGUACACGAGAUCAUGAUCAUAUUAUAGCGGCGCGAGUUGUGCCGUGUGUAGUUGUCGCUCCAGUUUUGAAGAUGUUCUGAAUGGCUAGUAGCAUCAAAGAAAAACAAAAAAUGCGCACGUGCAACAUUUUUAUCAAAACUCAACUCACAUGAUCAGCCACAUUGGUCCUUCCAUCGACGUUCCGGCCGGUGACAUCGGUGUCGGUGCCCGGGAAAUCGGCUACCUCUAUGGUCACUACAUGCGCAUGCAAAACGAGCACGGUGCGAAGGGCGUUCUGACCGGGAAAGCGGUUGACUUCGGUGGAUCCUUGCUGCGGCCGGAAGCGACUGGCUAUGGCUGUGUGUACUUCGCCGAACACAUGGCGCGCAAGCUUUUGACGGGACCGAAAACCACAGGCCAGAAUGCUUUAUCGCCACUGCAUGGAAGGCAGUGCUUGGUUUCCGGGAGCGGCAAUGUCGCAAUGUUUGCGGCUCAGAAACUGUUGCAGCUCGGGGCGAAAGUGCUGACCUUGUCUGAUUCUGCCGGAACUCUGGUUUUUGGAGGAAACGGUCUGACGGAAGAGCUUUGGACGCUCGUCAAUGAGCACAAGGUGAAUAAGCGUCAGCCUCUGUCGAGUUUCAGCCUGCCCGCAGGUUCCGGGGCUUAUUACCCUGGUUACAAGCCGUAUAAUUUACCAUCCGAAGCGUUCGGUGUCAUGAAUGGAGGGCUUAGUAACCAGCUUCUGGCGCUCCCGUGCGCGACGCAGAACGAAAUUUCGGAAAAUGACGCGCGUCACAUGGUGAAGACGUUGCAUGUGAAACUGGUCUGUGAAGGUGCCAACAUGCCGACGUCGAAUGAGGCGAUUGAGAAAGUUUUCAAGCCCCAUAAAAUCCUGUACGGACCGGGCAAAGCGGCCAACGCCGGCGGCGUCGCGGUUUCGGGGUUGGAGAUGGCGCAGAACGCGAGUCUGCUGUCCUGGGGCAAGGAGGAAGUGGAUGAGAAAUUGAAGGACAUUAUGGGAAAAAUUUUCCUCCAGUGCACCGACACAGCGACGAAGUACGGCUUUCAGGCAGAGGACCUGCAAGCCGGAGCGAACAUCGCGGGCUUUCUCCGGUUGGCCAACACCAUGGAAAAAAUGGGGCCGGCGGUGUGAAAUGGUGGAUUUAUUUUCAGAUUUGAAAACCACAUGGUGGACGGAGGACGAGAUGUUGAUCAUGAUAGUUUUACUUGCCGCAGCCUUAUGUGUAUGUAUUCCUGAGAAGAAGUAGGAGGACAGUCAGAGUAGAAUCAUGAUGAAAUGCACGUAAGCUGAAGCUCGAGCAGCUGCGCCUGCUCUAUUUCAAAUUCAAAGAUAGCGCUUCUAUACCAGCUGCGGUAUAAUCGUCAUCGUGGUCCGUAUUAUAAAAUUUACUUUUCUUGACCCGACUAGAACCUCAACCUUUCCCGUUGGUUCUGGGUCCUCUUACAAAUUGCCAAUUUCAAGAGUCUUGGAAGGCUAGGAUGAAAAGAACUUACACGUUGCUUUCCAACAAAAAAAUUACAGCACGUGUUGCGUAAGCGUUUGGGUAGGAUAUUUCUUUCGAGCGAACUACGCCGCCUAUCAAGUAUUGUAGAACAAACACUAGUUGAAGAAGUAGAAAACAGUAUGAAGAAGCGUUUUCGAAAAGUAGAAGAACUAGACCCAAAACUACUACUCAAACCACCUACAAAUAUGCCAACUUUUUGAGACUGCACUGCCAAUGCGUACAACCGUCCAUCGAAAUCGGCGGACGUCGAUCAAAAACCUUUGCACUCAUUUGUGAGCAUCGUGCGUCCGCGAUUUUUGGAGGGACGAAAAACCUUUGCAAGUUUGCACUUGCAGCAGAAAAGGGUGUAUAAUUUUUCUUUUUGACCAUCGCAGCAGCGGCAGGA